Knipowitschia caucasica is the source of this 1920-nucleotide messenger RNA. Lineage: Eukaryota; Metazoa; Chordata; Actinopteri; Gobiiformes; Gobiidae. The record is from the annotation of a GenBank genome assembly.
AUGAGCAGUAGACGCAGGAGAAACUGUGUGAAGAACCGCUGCUUUGACUGGAAAAGCUUCAGGAGACCGUUUUCUACAGAGAAACUACAGAAGCCUGCAUGGACCAAACAUGAGGAUGAGAAGCUGCAGCGUUUGGUGAAGGAGCUGGGGACCAACUGCUGGAGCCUGGUGUGUCUGCAAUUUAAGGACCUACGCUCGGAACUGGACUGUCAGCGCCGAUGGAACCACAUGAAGAACCCAGAGCUGGUGAAGGGCCCCUGGACCCCAGAGGAGGACCUGAAGGUUGUGGAGCUGGUGAGAAGGUUCGGUGUGAAGCACUGGUCCAUCAUUGCCAAACACCUGCGCAGUCGAAACGGGAAGCAGUGCCGCGAGCGCUGGCACAACCACCUGAACCCUUCGGUGAACAAGAGCCGCUGGACUCAGCACGAAGACCUGAUCAUCUGCAAAGCCCACCGAGUCCUGGGCAACCGCUGGGCCCAGAUGUCUACGCUGCUACCUGGACGCACUGAUAACUCCAUUAAGAACCACUGGAACUCGACUCUAAAGAGGAAGGUGGACAGAGAGGGGUUUCUGCGCACUCAGCCCGACUACUCCCUCAGCUCGUCUGUGUCAUCAGUGUCGUCUGUGUUUACACGGAGCAGAGAUCACCAGGUCAGGGGGCGGGGCUACACAGAGCUGAGGUCACCGCAUCAGGGGCGGGGCUACACAGAGCUGAGGUCACCGCAUCAGGGGCGGGGCUACACUGAGCAGAGGUCAUCGCAUCAGGGACGGGGCUACACAGAGCAGAGGUCACCAGGUCAGGGGGCGGGGCUACAGGGAGCAGAGAUCACUGCGUCAGGAGGCGGGCUACACAGAGCAGAGGUUACCGAGUCAGGGGGCGGGGCUACACGGUGCAGAGGUUACCGAGUCAGGGGGCGGGGCUACACGGUGCAGAGGUUACUGAGUCAGGGGGCGGGGCUACACGGAGCAGAGGUUACCGGGUCAGGGAUCGAAACAGUGUCAAAUGAGGGAGACAUGUCCACGUGCACCUCCUCCUUCACCCACACGGCGUCCUUCAGCCGCGCUGCUGUGUGUUCGCCCUCCUGCUCCUCGCCCUCAGACCUGGACUCCUCUCUCAGCUGUGAGCUGGACAUAGAUCUGAUGGAUGUGCAAACCGCUGACUGGAGCCACACCCCCAGUGAUCUGCUAUCCCCAGAGAAGCCGCCAAUCAGGAGUGAGGACACUGAGAGCUCACCCAAUGGCCUGCCUUCACCAGGGAAGCAACCAAUCAGGAAGGAGGACACUGAAAACUCCAUCAAAGACUGGAGCAACAGCUACAUCAUCGGGAUCCAAGAGCAGAUUCAGUCUAACGAUGGAAACCUGAUGGGGUUCUCUCCUUCUGAGUGGCUGUGCUCAGUGGAGGAGCUGGUCCUCUGUCCUCCUCUCACCUCAACUCCUCUGAAAGGUCCUGUUCCCCCGGAGAGACCAGAGACUGCGGGGACGCCUUUAGAGCUGAGAGAGAUCAGAACUCUGUUGAUGUCUGCACCUCUGACCCCCACCCCGCUGAGGACAGGGCCCCUUGCCCAGGUCGAGCCUCGCACAGACCAGACCAGUCCAGUGUUGCCUAGCAGCAGCUCUGAGGUGGUGGGUCUCAGUCUGCUAGGCUCAGUGCAGCUGAAGUUAAGCUCCGUCCCCUCUGCCUCUGGCCCCACCCCCUGGUUACACCCUCUGUGUGAGGAGCUCGGCUGUUUCCCUCUGGAGGGGGAUGUGGGGGGACAGGUGGAGGUGUGGUGGUGUGAGGGGGGCUACCUGCACUCACCUGUGUGCCACGCCCACACCAGCCACUUUGAGCUGAGCGGGGAACUGCAGGUCGUGUUAGUCGGACAGACAGACGACCAGAUGUCCCUCACUGAGCAGGCCAGGCUCUACGUGCAGACCUGA